Molecule: messenger RNA, 3839 nt
Organism: Ceratina calcarata
Lineage: Eukaryota; Metazoa; Arthropoda; Insecta; Hymenoptera; Apidae
Product: nucleolar protein dao-5
Exons: 9
Coding region: 24-3239 (1071 amino acids)
Source: RefSeq, a predicted model, not a curated record
UAGUGUUCGCAGCGAAAUUGCGAAUGAGACACGUUGAGAGCAGUUCUGAUACGGAGAGCAGCCCACGUAGACGCGGUCGUAGCUGUAAACUUCCGGAGUUAUAUUACGAGGAGCAGUGGAUCGAGAAGCGAACGCGGCGAAGAGGAAAUUUGAGGAAAUUAGCUCGUCAGGAUAGCCGGAGUUUCAGCGAGGAAGAAAUUAGAUUGUCGAAGACGUCGUCGAAGAAAGAUCAAAGGAGAGCCCGUAGCGAGUCAGCGCGAUACGAUGAAGACGAUACUGACGGUAAGUUAAAAAGAAAGAGGAGCAAGAAAGGCUCGACAAAAUCUAGACGCGAGUCGAGCGAAUCUUCGAUAGAAUCGGACAGCUACGAUUACGCUGAGGACACUUCAAGACAGAAGUUCGAUUCGCGCGUGGAAGAAAGUAAAACGGAAAGAAGCAACGAAAUGGAAGCUAGGGAAUACUUGAGAAAGGACGACAGCGAGGAAAGUGUGAGCGAUGACAGUUUGGAAGUGGUGGUAGUGCGGAAGUCUUUAGAAAAGAAAUGCGAGAAAGUGGUUUCCGGGAAGAGAUCAAAAACACCCAAGGAGAGUUCGAAAGAGUUGAAGUUCACUAAAACUCAUAGGAGUACUAAAAGGAAAUCGAAGUCUAAAAAAGGGCUGGAAAACGGUGACAGUACGAGCGAUAGAAUGCAGUCCUUUGACAAGGAACAAGAACAGAGGGAUUCUACGUUUCACAGCGAGGAGACUCCGAGGACUUCGGUAGACGAGGACAAAGGGAGCCAUGAGAAAAUUAUUGAAAGUCGAUAUCGGAGAGACGUAACUGAUAGCACUAGCCAAGAGACAGUAGAACGGGUCGUUGUGACAGCCAUGGUUCACAAGGAUCAAGGCCCGGACACGCCGAAGUCUAUUGUAGAAAAGGAAGUCACUUUCGAUGAUCGAUUAAGGACUGAAGUGAUCGAGAUGGAAGAAGGGUCGAGGGACGGUAGCUCGGAAGCUAGUAAGGACAUUGUAGAACAGAGUGACGAACUGAGCAGCAAUCUUGUUCAAAAGGCGGUUAGUUUAAAGAAGGACGUAGAAGAAAUGAGGCAACAAAUGACACAUGAAAAGACGCAAGUAGGAGACUCUAAAGAGGAUGUAAAGGAAGAACCGGGUGAAGAAAAAGUGAAGAAAGAUUUAGAUGAAAAGGAAGUGCCUCUUGAAAAAAAGGAUGAAAGUGAAAAAGGCAGUUUAGACGCACACGAGACGAGUGACAAGGGAAGUCCCACGUCUCAGAAGGAGUACCAACGACGUAAGAGUCAGCAGGACGAACUCGCUUCCAAAUCCGAAGGAACGUCAUCCGAGACGAAACACGACGUAUCUGAACACACUAUCAAGGAGGAUUACGAAGAAUCGGAAAAGGCUAGUAAAUCCGAGAGUUCAAUUAGUCAAAAGGAUGCGCAAAGAGAAGAUGCCACGCCAAGAACAGUCGUAGAAGACGUUCUCCCAUCGGAGGAUGACGAGAAAAAAUCGUCUUCGGAGGAAGCCAAAAGUGCAUCAAAAAGUAAACCCGGAACAGCAAGGAGAAGAUCGUCGUUCGACGAAAGAAGAUCGAAAUCUUCGUCUUCGAAGCAAUCUGACGAGAGCCCCAAAAAAAGCCACAGAAGGAAGGAACUGAAGAAACGCGAAUCUUGUACGAAAAAGAUUUCUGUGAAAACGAGCAAGGGAGUCGAAGACAAGACGUCGGAUACCCGGGAAGCUGAUGGAAGUGUCACUAAAGAAUCGUCGCAAAGCUCGGGCAAAAAGUCGACGGAUGAAAAGGGGCAAACAAGUGCUCUCCGUAGAAAAUCGGUCGACUUUUCAUCCUCGAAAGACUCCGCGUUAAUGGAAGAAGCCGAAGAACGAUCGUUAAGCGUCGAAACAGCGAGUACGACAAAAAGAAAAAUGUCUGUCCACGAGGAAGCCGUUCAAGGCUUGCCUCCAUCAAAGACUACGUUGGAAGAUCAAAAGGAGGAGAAAAAAGUAAAGAAACGUGCAGCAGAUGAGGUAGCAACGACAGAAGAGGAGAGCUUCCGGUACAUCGACGAAAGUUCUUCUAGUUCACCGAAAUCGGCGCAAGUCAGACGCUCGAGACCGUCGACGGGGAAAGUUAGGAAAACUGGACGGUCUCGAUCGUCGGUGGAGAAGAAAUGUUUGUUCGAAAGUUCAGAAGAACGCUCUCCAGACAGGAGUGCAAUUGUGGCGGUGAUCGAGAGCCCGGAAUGGGACGACGAGGACGAGGAGAUCGACAAAGAGAUAAGAGACGCGAUCGGCGAAGACGGAGAACACGAGACCGAACCUGAGGAGGAUAAUGAGAUGGGCGUCGUGAGAGUAUUACCGAGCACUAGCGAGGAAGAAAUGUCUCGAGUGGGUCCGGAUGUCUGCAAAACUUCAGCGACCGACUCGUUACCCCAGGUGCAAUCUAGUUCUCGCAUUCGCUUAACGCGAGUUCAAAGCCCGCAGGAGAGUAGAACUAGUCGAUUGCAAGGCAAACAACGUCGGGACAGCGGCGGCAGAGACAGUGGCAUAGAGCCUAGCCCCAGGGUGUCAAGAAUACCAAGAAGGAGAAUUAUGAAAUGUUGCCCGAACACAGACAAACAGCAGUCACUCAACAUGGACACCAUAACGAGGGACGUGCAAAUUAGUCUGCGACGAUAUCACCUGGAGAGGAAAAUAUUUUUCCAACUGAUGGAAUUAAAGAGGUUGCAGAUACGUCAUGGCAGAGCGAAUGAACAAGUUUUAGUGAAAAGACAAGUAGAGGCAUUUCAUAAAGCUGGGAUGUCUGGACCGACCCUUGGCGUGGCGAAAUACGAUCAACCCUUAACGUUUAGGCACUUUGAGGCGUUUUUGUACGACCAACUCAGGAAACUUCAGAAAAGACCAGCAACGCCAGAUUUCUGCACGGAAGCAAAACAAUGCACUCAGAAAACGCAUCGCUGUCAUCACGCCACAAGUGCUUACACCUCUUUCCCGGUUUACACUUAUCUAGGUGGAGGCGGCCAAGAACAAGCGGAUCUUCUUCCGAAGAUAGAAAGCCGAGGAAAAGGACAAAUGACGGUGGAAGUGACGCAUGGAGAGGAGAAACAAAUAAUAGCUCUUCCAGCUGAAAGACUGGAUCGUACAAAAAAAUAUUAUGUAACAUUCACUGUCAAAGGGGAAGCACAACACGAAACGGAGAAGCCCAAGUCGUCGACCGGUAUACAAAGACAUGCCAAAAGUGUUUAGAAAAAAAUAUUUGAUUAUAGUUAUUAUUUGAAAUUCUCGUAAUUAAGCUCGGUAUCAAAAACAUGCUGUUGUUACUUUUUUACUUUUCUAUUCAUAUUAUUCUGCUGGUGGAAUCAUAAUUGCAACGAUUUCUUAAUUUUUCUAUUUCAAAAUGAUCACUUUAUCGAAUAAUCCAAAAACUGCCAGAUGAAAAGAGUUCAAGUAUAAAUUCGUACGAAGUAAGAAAUGAAAAAAAGAUGUUCUGUAUGAAUCCAGUCAACUUCAAUGUAUAUAUGUUGAUAGGAAUAAGAAUGUAAAACUGUACAAUUGCAUCAAAAUGUAUUUUAUGCAUGGACACUCAGUCUCACGAGAUAAAAGAGAUUCAAAAGACGGGAGACAAAUUUUUAUAUACAGCGAUUUAAACGAAUGAUUCGGUUCAGAUUCAUCCAAAACUCUUUAAUCGCACUUGAAACAGAGAUAUACGAAUUUAUUCUACAAAAAUGAUUUCGUUCUUGCAAGAGCAGGGACCAGAAUGUAAUUAACUCGUACAUGUUCUGUAUAUUUGUGUAAAGUGCAAACGCUAAUAUGUAAUUUUGUGUAAAAUAAAAGUAUUACGAACUA